CAGCCGAGCCCCGGCCGGGCAGUAGUUGCGGCAGCGAGCGGCGGUGAGUGGUGCCCUGUGCCAUCCCCUGCCGGACCGCGGCAGCUGCGUUCAGUGUGGGCAGCCAGACUUGCCGAGACAUAAACGAGGGAGAGAGGGAGAGCGGCCGCCCUCUGCUCCGCCGCGCUGCUGCCGGGCGCCGCUUUCCGCGGAGGACUGCGAGGGCGAUCCGCGAGACGGAGGCUGUCCCGAACCUGCCCGACAUGGCUCUCGCAAGGCAAGUGCUUUGUCUCUCUGCUUUCCUGUUCCUGCCGCACGCUCGCUCCCAGCCCCUGCGGUACUCCGUAGCCGAGGAGGGGGAGAGCGGCUCGGUGGUAGGCAACGUGGCGGAGGACGCGGGGCUGGCCCCGGCGCAGCUCUCGGCUCGCCGCGCCCGCCUGGCCUCGGAGGACGGCCGGCAGCACUUUCGCUUAGAGCGCGGCACCGGCCGCCUGCUCGUGGCGGACAGGCUGGACCGGGAGGAGCUGUGCGGGCAGGCCGCUACCUGCACGCUGCCCUUCGAGCUGGUGCUGGCCAACCCCCUGCAGUUCUUGCGGGUCGAGGUGACCGUGGAAGACAUUAAUGACCAUGCACCCGUUUUCCCGGAGGAACAAGUCACUUUUAAGAUCCCUGAAAGGAGCGACCCGGGGUCGCGUUUCCCACUGGUGGGUGCUUGGGACCUGGAUGUUAGCAGCAACAGCAUCCAGGCUUACAGCAUCUCUCCCGAGAAUGGGUACUUUAGUGUGUCAUUCGGGGGUCAGAGUGAGGAUGAGAGGUUUGUGGAACUGGUCUUGGAAAAGCCGCUGGACAGAGAGGAGAAGGUGGAGAUGCAUUUCACUGUCAUUGCGAUGGAUGGGGGCUCUCCACCCAGGAGUGGGACAACCCAAAUUUGCAUUAUUGUUCUGGACGUAAAUGACAAUGCUCCAGUCUUCACAAAGAAAGUGUAUGUUGGGAAGGUUUUGGAAAACAUGCCAGAGGGCUCUGUGGUUCUCAGCGUGGUGGCAACCGAUCUCGAUGCCGGACCUAAUGGAGAUAUCUCCUAUCAGUUCAGCCAAGUUGUGGGCCAGAGUGACUUCGCAUUUGUGAUUGAUCCCGCGAGUGGUGAAAUUAAACUUACAGAGCCUCUGGACUUUGAGGUAGCUGAGAAAUAUGAACUCACUGUGCAGGCCACAGAUGGGGGUGGCCUGUCAGCAAUCUGCAAGGUGUUGGUGGAGGUGGUGGAUGUGAAUGACAAUGCACCUGAGCUGGUGGUCAGUUCCUUCAGCAGCCCCCUCCCUGAAAACGCAUUACCUGGGACAGUGGUUGCCGUCUUUGCUGUCAGAGACAGAGAUUCUGGAGCCAACGGGAAGGUCUCCUGUGCCCUUGAGGAUCAGCUGUCAUUCUCCCUGCGUCCGGCCUAUAAGAAUUACUAUGAGCUGGUGACUGUGAGCACGUUGGACCGGGAAGAGACUGCACGGUACAUCCUCAGUGUCACAGCAGCAGAUGCGGGGUCACCUCCUCUCACAACCACCCAGACCUUCACAGUGAACAUCUCUGAUGUGAAUGACAAUGCUCCUGUCUUCAACCAGACAUCAUACACCAUGUAUGUGCAUGAGAAUAAUGUCCCCACAGUGCUUGUUGGAGCUGUCAGUGCUGUAGAUGCUGAUGUGGGGCCCAAUGCCAAGGUGAUCUAUUCUCUGGUACCAGCCCACCCCACAGAGCAGCGUCCCUGUUCCUGCAUCUCUGUGAACUCUGAGAAUGGGGAUGUGUUUGUGUUGCGGCCUCUGGACUAUGAGCAGAUGAAGCAAUUCGAGGUCUUGGUGAGUGCCUCUGAUGCUGGGUCUCCUGCCCUCAGUGCCAAUGUCACUGUCCGCCUUGUUGUGGUGGAUGAGAAUGACAAUUCACCACUGGUGCUGUACCCUUCACAGGACAGCAGCCCACCAUCCAGUGAGCUGGUGCCCAUGUCAGCUGAUGCAGGGUACCUUGUCACCAAAGUGGUGGCCGUCGAUGCUGACUCAGGGCAGAACUCGUGGCUCUCGUACCACCUGCUAAGGGCCACUGACCCCGGGCUGUUUGUGGUGGGUGCCCAAAGUGGGGAGGUGCGGCUGAGGAGGCCCGUGACAGAGAGAGAUCCCAUGAAGCAGAAGCUUGUUGUUCUGGUGCGAGACAACGGGCAGCCACCGCUGUCAGCCACAGCCUCUCUGAGUGCGCUUCUGCUCAGUGACUUCUCAGACGUGCACAUAACACACAGCAGCCUGGCCAUCGAGGAUGAGGGUGACUCCCUAACAAUGUAUUUAAUAAUUUCAUUGGUCUUUGUCUCACUCCUCUUUCUCACAUCCAUGGCAGCCUUUGUUGUUUGCAAGGUUUGCAAGAGAAAUGAGCUGAAGGGUGGGCAUGUACUCUAUGGUGCUGGCACCUUGCAGGGAGGCAUGGCUGAUGCAGCCGCUGCAGGGACCCUGCCCCACCCCUAUUGCUAUGAGAUCAGCCUCACAACAGGCUCAGGCAACAGCGAGUUCAAGUUCCUGAAGCCCAUCCUCCCCAGCCUGCCACCACAGCACUUCCCCAUGGGCACAGACAAUGAACAGGAUUUCCCCCGUGGCCCUAUCACCACGGAGGAUGUGGCACCAGGCAACCCAGCGAUGCUCUGUGCAGAGCAGUUCAAUAGCCUCUCCUUUAGGUAGUGUGGAGUCAGCACAGCCAGUGGUUUGAGGCGUCAUGAUAGGAAAGGUUGUGGGCUUCAACAUGUCACAAUGGUGUCUCCAGAGUAAAUCUGCAUUUGCAAUCUUCAACAUUGAUUUCCCUCAGAAUUUUACUCAGGUGAGAGCUUGUGUCCCCCUCAAAAUAGGAAACAGGAUCAUCUAAAGGCUCCCUCAGACAGUUAAUACUAUGUUCCAGCUCUCUUGGAGCCAUUUCUUUAAUGCUGCAAGUGUAAAGUUAGUUUCAGGCCCCCAGCUGAGUCCUUGUUUUUCUGUUAGGCAAGACCGUGGGCCUCUUCUUUUGUGUUGUAAGACAGUGGCACAGUCAUGCAGACUAAUUACCUGCUCCUUGAAAUGCACGUGGCCCUUCUGGGUUUGGAGAGCAAGGAUGUUGUGAGUACUGUGUUACAAUUGCAAGCACGGGGCUCUUUCUGCUCUGGGUUCUCCAUGUCUCUGUGUCUGACAUGUGUGGGCUCUGUGUAUUUUGCCUUUUGGUCACUAUGUCCAUCCAUAGAGCCGUUUUGUGUCUGCAUAUGCUGCCCUAGUACUGUAUGCUGAAGCAGGGAGUUGCUCGCAUUCAUCCACUCUGAUGCACAGAGUUUCAGCUCAUCAGGCAAGAAAGGUAUUUUGAUGCAUGUAAAACAACACCCUCAGCUUCUCCAGGGGAGAGUGGCAACAUGCAGAAUGAGACUUUGUUUUGGCACAUGAAAGGGGGAUGGGCAGGAGAGCUUUGUCCUUGGAAUUGCCUUUACACUACAGCAGCACAAAUAAUGUUGCUAGAGACUGUAACUAUACGGAGUGGCGAAGAACCAUUCUUUGUCUGAAUACAUUGUAAGGAAUCUCCAUGAGUCUCCUCAAAGGAGUUUGUCCGAAGGUAGAAUCAGAUGAACUUGGAAAGGGUCACUGAGUUUGGUCCUGUCAUUGUUGUUCCUGAUUUCAGAGGUUUCUUGAAGGGACUGGAAAGGUGUCUCGAGAUGAUUUGCAGGGUUUGUGUAGAGCUUUUUGCAUUCUUGUUUUUGCCCUUUCUCUUUCUUUGUGAACUGUCUUUAACCUAUUCCUCUUAAGAAGGACUCUCAUCCCACAUACAGUAACGGAUUGUGUGAAUGAAGGCAGUGUGACAUGGAAUUUUCAGAAAACCUCAAGCUGUCUCGUGUUGCAAUUGUGAACUGUACCAUUGUGAACUGCAAUACAGUUAUGUCUAAAACUUAAAUAAAAAGAACUAUGUUGGUAUAGACUAUAACUGUACAGAGUUGUGAAAACACAUUCAUUGUCUUUGAGCGCAUUGUAAGGAAACUCCAGAAUUCACCUCAAAGAAGUUUGUCAGAGGUAGGAUUGAUAUGAACUUGGAAAGGGGCUGUUGAGUUUGGUCUUGACACUGUUGUUCCCAAAUUCAGAGGCUUUGUGACGGGAAUGCAAAGCUGUCCUGAGAUGAAAUUCUGGGUUUGUGUAGAGCUUUUGCAUUCUAAUUUUUGCCCUUUCUGCUUUGUGAACUGUGUUUGAGUAUUAUCUUACCUAUUCCUCAUAAGAAAGACUGUCACCACAUGUGUAGUAAGAGACUUUGGAAGAAUGCAGUGUGGCAUGGAAUGCUUAGGAACACUCUGACUGUGUUGUGUUGCACUUAUAAACUGUACCAUUGUUAAUCACGAUACCAUUGUGCGUAAAAGUGAAAUAAAGAGAAUACCUCAA
Molecule: messenger RNA, 4379 nt
Organism: Columba livia (rock pigeon)
Lineage: Eukaryota; Metazoa; Chordata; Aves; Columbiformes; Columbidae
Product: protocadherin beta-4-like
Exons: 1
Coding region: 243-2678 (811 amino acids)
Biological process (GO): homophilic cell-cell adhesion
Cellular component (GO): plasma membrane
Molecular function (GO): calcium ion binding
Source: RefSeq, a predicted model, not a curated record